Messenger RNA from Nanorana parkeri, 1887 nucleotides. Its product is annotated as thyroid hormone receptor alpha. The transcript is spliced from 8 exons. The coding region runs from base 157 to 1413 and encodes 418 amino acids. Gene Ontology annotation, molecular function: nuclear receptor activity; RNA polymerase II cis-regulatory region sequence-specific DNA binding; zinc ion binding. The record is from RefSeq and is a predicted model, not a curated record. Gene Ontology annotation, biological process: negative regulation of transcription by RNA polymerase II; positive regulation of transcription by RNA polymerase II; retinoic acid receptor signaling pathway. Lineage: Eukaryota; Metazoa; Chordata; Amphibia; Anura; Dicroglossidae.
UAUCUCUAUGUCCCCUUCUGAGGAGGGAAUGGUCUGUCCUGGGAGGGCGUAGGACCUGCCUCCAUGUGAACGCGGCGGUGUCUCAUGAACCUCGGGCAGCUGGGGGCGGAGCCCGCCUUGGUCUCUUCUGAUUGGUUCUGGAUGGAAUUACGUUGAAUGGACCAGAAUCUUAGCGGGCUGGACUGCUUGUCAGAGCCAGAUGAAAAAAGGUGGCCGGAUGGGAAGCGAAAAAGAAAGAAUAGCCAAUGUAUGGGAAAAAGCGGUAUGUCAGGUGACCGUUCGGUGUCUCUGCUCUCUGCAGGGUACAUCCCUAGCUACCUGGACAAAGAUGAGCCGUGCGUGGUGUGCAGUGAUAAGGCCACAGGGUACCACUACCGAUGUAUUACCUGUGAGGGCUGCAAGGGCUUCUUUCGAAGAACUAUCCAGAAGAACCUGCACCCCUCCUACUCCUGCAAGUACGAUGGUUGUUGUAUCAUUGACAAGAUCACCCGGAAUCAGUGUCAGCUUUGCCGCUUUAAGAAAUGUAUCGCUGUGGGCAUGGCAAUGGACCUUGUCCUGGAUGAUUCCAAGCGGGUAGCCAAGCGGAAGCUGAUUGAGGAGAAUCGGGAACGGCGUCGGAAGGAGGAGAUGAUCAAGACUCUGCAGCAGCGUCCUGAGCCAAGCAGCGAGGAAUGGGAGCUGAUCCGCAUAGUGACAGAAGCUCACCGAAGCACCAAUGCACAGGGCAGCCACUGGAAGCAGCGCAGGAAGUUCUUGCCUGAAGAUAUAGGACAGAAUCCAAUGGCAUCCAUGGCAGACAAUGAUAAAGUUGACCUGGAAGCAUUCAGUGAGUUCACCAAAAUAAUCACGCCUGCGAUCACACGAGUGGUGGACUUUGCUAAGAAGCUGCCCAUGUUCUCAGAGCUACCCUGUGAAGACCAGAUCAUCCUGUUGAAAGGAUGCUGUAUGGAGAUCAUGUCUCUCCGAGCUGCUGUGCGUUAUGAUCCAGACAGUGAGACUCUGACACUGAGCGGUGAGAUGGCAGUGAAGCGAGAACAACUAAAGAAUGGUGGACUUGGGGUGGUCUCAGAUGCUAUAUUUGACUUAGGAAGAUCUUUGUCUGCAUUUAAUUUGGAUGACACGGAAGUGGCUCUGCUGCAGGCUGUCCUGCUCAUGUCCUCAGACCGGACAGGUUUGAUCUGCACGGAUAAGAUCGAGAAAUGUCAGGAGACUUACCUCCUCGCCUUCGAACACUACAUCAAUCACCGCAAACACAACAUUCCCCACUUCUGGCCCAAGCUCCUCAUGAAAGUGACUGACUUGCGUAUGAUUGGAGCAUGCCACGCCAGUCGCUUCCUGCACAUGAAGGUUGAGUGCCCCACAGAGCUCUUCCCACCGCUCUUCCUUGAGGUGUUCGAGGACCAGGAAGUCUAAGGGGCAGUGGAGGGGGGUAGAGAGGAAAGGGAAUUGCUUGGCUCUAUUCCAGCAUGCCAUCCCUUACAAGGCUCUCAUGUCCUGGGAAGGAUUGAAGGGAGUGGCUGGAUUGGUCCUUCUGAAAUUGAUGAUGCCAUUAAAAGCCGGCACAAGCCAGAAUGGAAGCUCCCAAUCUUGGCGUAAUUGUACAUCAGAUCAACAGUUCUUCAGCCAUACUCUUGGCUCAACACGAAGGAAAGAGUAUUAGAGUCGCCUUUGCUUUCAUUGUGAUGCACCCAACAGUUUUACUAUGGAAGCAAUCACCUUUUUUGCAUAAUUUCCUUUGAAGCCAAUCUGGCACACUAAGACCCUAUAUAAUGGAGGUUUCCUUGAAAACCAUCUACGUUCACCAUGAGUGACAUGGUCAUUUCAGAUAUGGGAUGGGUACAACAUGAGUGAGACUGAAAGUUCUCUUCCUUCCCACAUAAAAAAAAA